This is a messenger RNA of Glarea lozoyensis ATCC 20868, 2559 nucleotides long. RefSeq lists its product as uncharacterized. The transcript is spliced from 3 exons. Lineage: Eukaryota; Fungi; Ascomycota; Leotiomycetes; Helotiales; Helotiaceae. Bases 1 to 2559 code for a protein of 852 amino acids. The record is from RefSeq and is a predicted model, not a curated record.
AUGGGUGAAAGAAACGGAAAUCAUGCCUACACGAGGGGUUACCCCGCUCGAGCUCCCAUGUCUGUUCCGCAGGCACUCGAGAUCGCAAGGGAUAGCGAAGAAGGAGCUCGAGACCAUGCUGUCGUUAACGUGCUUGAAGCUGCGCUGACGACUAUAUGGGCCAAGGUUGAAGCUCAACGAGAUUCUUAUAUCUUGACUAGAGAUGAAUUUGCAGUCUUGAAUUAUUUUCAAUCUCGUUUUGCGGGGAACGCGCUAGCUUCUGCUGCUAGGAAGCGUUAUUGGGAUAAUUUGGGCACUGGAAUCCCACGGCUGGAUUCGAGGUCACGAAGACUCGUGCUCUUUGUACAUACAGUCACGAUGGCUGCGAAAACUCAAAUCGACGAUACCAAGGCGGAAAAUUUGGCCACCAUGGAACAAGCGAAUGGAAUAUCAUUAUCGCCAAGGGAAAAGGGCGACGUCCAUGAUCUGGAGUAUUUGCUAGAGGGUGGGGAGGAGAAGGGAGGUGUGAGGACAAAACAGUGGGCAACUCGACGAAGAUUGCACUUACCUUUGGCUAUUCUUGCGAUAUGGGGCGGAUUGCUGUUUGGCUUUAGCGACUGCUUUAUUACCAACGACACCAAGACAGAGCUUGCGGUUUCAUCCUCCAAGACUUUCAAAUUGGUUAAGGACGCAAUUCAGGUGACUCUGGCUACUCCUGCAACAGCAGUGUUGGAAUGCUUCCAAGUCUACCAACCGGUGCUCUUCCCAAAGGGUGCGGUGGACCAAGUCAUCACAAGUGAUGGAACCGAGAACACUACUAUUAUUGCGCCCUCGAGCUCGAAUAGCAGUUGCCAAGUUCUUUUAAUGGAUCACUCAUUCGGAUACUCCUAUGGAAUGCCGUUUGUCGGAAACUACACACCGCCAAAAUGCAAAUUCAACCGCGUCGCUAUGAACUUUACAGUUACCUCACGAGGUCGUCAAUAUGAUCGACUCGCCAUCAUGUACUUCAACGACACGGAAGUGUGGAGAACCUCAACUGCAGAGCCAACUACCAAUGGUAUUCGCUGGGAGUACAUCAAGGACAUGACUGAAUAUCUAUACUUCUGGAACUCACCCCAAACGUUGAUAUUCGAUCUUGGCAACCUAGUCAACGAUGUAUACACUGGUUCAUUCAACACCACUCUAACAGCAACAUUCUUUACCGUCGAAGAGGAUGCCAACGCCGCCUCGCUGAUUCUUCCCAUCUCAGCAAGAAAAGGAUCUACCAAUUCAGCAAGUGUAUUCAUGCUUCCCUCCGACACCGCAGUCAACACCUUGACCCUCCCGCAAAAUGUCAACCGCGCAGUUUUUUCUAUCUCCGCAUGUGGCCAAUCCACGGAGGAGUUCUGGUGGGGUAACGUUUUACAGUCGAACAUCAACACCUUCGUUCCCUACGAUGGAACACUAUACGGCUAUUCUCCUUUCCGCGAAGUUCAAGUCUUGAUCGACGGCCAACUAGCAGGCGUUCAAUGGCCUUUCCCCGUCAUCUUUACAGGUGGCGUAGUCCCAGGUCUUUGGCGUCCCAUUGUCGGGAUCGAUGCAUUCGAUUUGCGCGAGCACGAAAUUGACAUCACGCCUUGGCUUCCUAUUCUUAGUGAUGGCAAAUCACACAGUUUCGAGAUCAGAGUAGUGGGCCUCGACGAUGACGGAGAGACAGGCACAUUAACCCAAACCGUCGGAUCAUCCUGGUAUGUCACCGGCAAGAUAUUCAUCUGGCAAGACUCGCCCUCUGCAAUCACAAGCGGACGAGAACCCACCGUCCUCCUCCCCGCCCCCGUGAUCUCCAUCUCGCAAACCUCGACCCAAUCCCCCAGCGGCGCCAACGAAACCCUCGAAUACACCAUCAACGUCUCGCGGACGCUCUCCAUCUCCUCCCUCCUCACCACCGAAACCGGCACGCGUCUCGUAUCCUGGACACAGUCCCUCUCCGUCAAGAACUACGGCCUCUACACCCUCUUCGGCGCCAUCCAAGUCAACAACCAGACCACCACCGGCCUCGACCAAAGCACAGGCGGCACGUACUACAAGUCCUCCUACAGCUACCCGCUGUACGCGAAUACCACGUACCUCGUCGACGCCAGCACGAACUUUACCAUCGCCGCGGACCUUUCCCACGGAUUGAACCUCGAUAUCUCAGGCUCGCCCGUCUUUCCAACGGGUCUCCAGCCCUUUCACACCACGCUCUCGACGGAAGGACUCGAAGGAACGUCGCUCUCCACAACACAAAACGGAACUGCGUUUUACGCGGGCUCGCCGUCCACAGGGACGAGUAGCGGAUACGGCAGCACGUCUCAGGAUUUCCGGUUUGCGGGCGUAGGACCGGGUGCGAGGGAACUGUAUACGCGGAGCGUGGAGGCAGUAAAUGGUAGUGUGGUGCGGGAUAGGAGUGCGUUGUUGGGUGCGAGUAUUGGGGGAUAUAGGGGAUCGCCGCCGUUGAUUGCGGGUGGGAGAGCUGUUGUGGAGGGUGUGGUUAGUGCGAAAGAGGUGCUUGGACGGGGGAGGGGUGGUGCGAAGGAGGUUUUGGUGCAGGCUGGUGUGUGA